CCUCGCCGUCUUGAAACCUGAAGUGCGCAUCACGCGUGUCCCUCUACAUUCCGUGCUCGCCGUCUCUCUGUGUGCACCAAGCCCUUAUAAGGGCAUUCCCUUCUCUCUAUAGCGGGCGUCCUACGUGCCCGCCCUCGUUUAUCUCGGAGGAAGCGGAAGUGCUUUUGUUUUGGUGGCGCUGGGCACUGUGGGAAGGCCGGUGAGGUGCGCGCGUGCGCGGGAGACCGGACGAGAGAGAGAGGCGACCGCGGGUUACCCUGGAGAGGAGGAGGAAGAAGACGGGCGUCGGCGGCGCGGGGCUGGUCCUUCCUCCUCAGUUCGGCGGAGGCCAGAUGUGCCGAGGACCGGGCGCGCGGUAGGUGCCUCCUCUCGCCCACCGCUCCGCCUGUAGCCAGUCGCCCACAGUGCGCGUGUGCUGUUGUGCGUGUGUCAGGACCGACACGUUUCCUGGGUGCGUGUCUGUGCGGGAGACGCCAGCCUGCCUUCGGGCCCGUUGUGGCACUUAGCCCACCGCCCCGCCUGCGAAAAAAGCGAAUGUCCUCUGCUCAAGUUCUCUAUUCUGUGCUCAUCGCCCCCCCCUUUCCCCCCAACAGCUCCUUUUUCUAAGCCUGCAGCCCCAGCACGACGUCGGCUUUCUUUCUGUCUUUCUUUCUUUCUUUCUUUCUUUCUUUCUUUCACCAGGCUCCUUUCACCUGCGCCCUCCUUUCCAGGGGCUCAGGCCACUAGGCUUCCCUGCCCUUCCUCUGGAGUCAGAAUGGGAAGAAUAUUUGCAUCAGCCACUAGCUCUAGCAAUAAAAUAAAAUGUACUGAAGAUAGAGGUAAAAACUUAACCAUAGAAAAUACAUUUUGGGGGUUUGCAUCAAUAAGCCUUCCUCUGGUUUCAUUCUCACAGCAGCACUGAGACAGGCUAGAGCCGUUUUCUAGUCCAGGGCCAGGUGGGGGUGGAUGUGAACCCAGGUCUCUCUGGCUGGCCUUAGUACAACACACACUCCUUGUGUUGCAUAUUGUGCGGUCAGUCUUUGUUUCGGACCUGGAACCCUUCUUGAGCACCAGCCUGAAAAGUGGGGCCUACCUGAUUCAUUGCCCAAUUUCUUCUUCCUUGUGUUUUAGGGAGUGUGCACUGAAUACUGGGAGCAAACUGGAGAUAGCUGUCACCUUCAUGCUCCCAGGAGACAAUCUGGCUGGCUUCUGUCGGAAACAAAAUGCUGGGUUAGAUAGGCUUUUUGGCCUGACCCAGCAUGACUCUCCUUACAUUCUCCUGCUUUCCCCAUUGAGCAGCAUGCAAUCAUAUUAUGUAGUUGCAUAAUUUAAUUUUAUGGUGUUAAAUUAAUUGUUACAGUAAUUGAAAGUAGAAUAUAUCUAUUCACCUUUUACAAACAGUAAAAUAGUAUUAACUUGGAUGACAAUUUAGUAAAUUCUCUUUUUAUCUUAACUGUUGUAGUUGAUUUCUAAGUUAGGGUUGCUGAAACUUGUUAUGUUUCAUACAGGUAAUGCUAAUGAAAAUAUUAUCAACUUAGGCUGUAGUCCUAACCCCAUUUACCUGAGAGUAAGCCCCAUUUAAUUCAGUAGGAUUUACCUCUGAAUAGACAGGGUUAGGAUUGCAGUACUUGUCAGUUGGAUGUAUUCUCACUGUGUAACAAUAGUUUGUAAAUUUUGCUCUACAUAGCAAAUAUAUAAUUUACAUGCUAUACUUAAUACUUUCCCAGAAAUCGUUUUAUAGUAACUUUGGCUUUGAGGUGUUUGCUGCUCUUCAGUGCUUCAUUAACUAAAAAUAAUCCUGUGUUUGGUUUAAUAGGAUGGAAAGUAAGACUCUUAAUUCAUUUGUUUCAAUUUACAGAUUUCUGGUUUCUGUAUCCACUCGAAUUCAUCUCAGUUGUGAUGCAUCAAACAACCUGCAAUGAAUUUGAAGCAAAAGACUACAGCUGUUUCUGUGCAUCUUCAGUUUCUCCUUCUUAAACACUCCUUCUUAGUACCCAUCACACAGCUUUGCAGUUUCUCUGCUUGCAGCUGGAGCACAGAAGUGCAGUGUGAUUAGGAAAGAGCAUAAUAUUUUGUUGUGGACUCUCUAUAUAUUGUUUUGAUAAAUUUUAACAGAGGACUUGUUCUUAAGCCUUUGAAUGCUGCUUUCAGGAAACUGUUAAAAUGAUCAUUUAUUCUAAGAAAGGAACCACUUUCUGUCAGUGUCUAAAUCACAGAUAAGCCUACUAUCCCUUGUAUGCUUAUUGUCCUUUUUGUAGCUAUGGCAGCUGCUACAAUAGUUCAUGACACAUCAGAAGCAGUGGAGCUUUGUUCUCCUUAUGGGCUAUACCUUAAGCCCAUUACAAAAAUGACCAUCAGUGUGGCACUUCCUCAGUUAAAGCAGCCUGGGAAGUCUAUUUCAAACUGGGAAGUGAUGGAAAGGCUGAAAGGAAUGGUGCAAACACAUCAGUUCUCAACCUUGCGGAUAUCUAAAAGCACCAUGGAUUUCAUCCGCUUUGAAGGAGAGGUAGAAAAUAAGAGUCUGGUUAAAUCCUUCCUUGCAUGCCUGGAUGGCAAAACUAUAAAACUUAGUGGCUUUUCAGACAUUUUAAAAGUCCGUGCUGCAGAAUACAAAAUUGACUUUCCUACUCGACAUGACUGGGACUCCUUUUUUCGUGAUGCAAAAGAUAUGAAUGAAACUCUGCCAGGGGAAAGGCCAGACACUAUUCAUCUGGAGGGCUUGCCUUGUAAAUGGUUUGCGCUGAAAGACUCUGGCUCAGAAAAACCAAGUGAAGAAGUUCUUAUUAAAGUGUUUAGUAAAUUUGGGGAAAUACGGAAUGUGGACAUACCCAUGUUGGACCCGUAUAGGGAAGAAAUGACUGGCAGAAACUUUCAUACGUUCAGUUUUGGAGGCCAUUUGAAUUUUGAAGCUUAUGUUCAGUAUGAGGAAUAUGCAGGUUUCAUCAAGGCUAUGAAUGCUUUACGAGGGAUGAAGCUGAUGUACAAAGGUGAAGAUGGCAAAGCAGUGGCUUGUAACUUAAAGGUGAGAUACUGUUGAGCUGUUCCUAGUAGAAAAUUCAUCAAAGAAACAUUGCAUGUUCUUUUCCUUUAUAUUUUGAUGAGCUCGUUCUUAAGUUACCAGUUUUAGGUGCAUGCACCCCAUAGUGAACCUUUAGAGGCAUUUAUUUUAAACAUUUGUAUGCCACCUUUCCACAAAUGGUACCCAAAGCAUUGCCCAACUAAAUGGUGUGGGGAAUGUAACUUUGAAUAUGACAGAAGGAGCAGCUCGCAAAGAAUGUCACAAAUUAUAGUAACUGUGAAGUAUGAAUUGGGGCAAUGUGCUGUCACUAGUUCAUAACAAGAUAUGGGUAUACAGCUUAUGAAUUGUAAUGAUGUAGCAGACAUCUGAAAGACUAAAUAUAUAGAGCAGCUGCCAGUGCAGCUUCUCUUUGUGCAGCAGAAAUCCACUUGCACAAAAGUGCUUCUGGUUUUCUUAUUUCUCCUUCAGCAGCAUCCCUGCCCCCCUAAAAAAAAUCUGCUCCAGUAGUGGGAGGAUAGGAAGGGAAGCCCUGUUUCCUGUGUGUAUGCCCACUUACCCUACAUUUGAUCUCAUCCAUAGUCUUUUUUAAGUCAGAUGAUCUCAAAAAAUACAUUAAAAGAAUACCCAGUCUUUUUCUAAACCUGAGUACUUUGUGGCAUCCUUCUGAAUUGCCUUUUGCAUUGUUUCCUGUGCUUCAUUCUGUGCUUACUUUUUGAAGUUCGUGCCCUUUUCCUAGGCCCUAUCGAAGCAUGCUGUUUCACACACUAGAGAGAGUGGGGACAUGUUGCCUAGCUGCUUCUCCAUUAUAUUCUAGUGUUCGCCUUCUAGUGCUCACCUAUGCCUACCCUUGUUCCCCGUCUCAACGUAGGGAUGGAAAUAUCUAUAGCAGAGAGCUUGCUUCAUUCAUAGAGGUUCCCUAUGGGAUUGAAACUCUACAUGAUUCUAAAUUGCACAUGGAUCUCAUGAGUAAAGCAAGCUCCCCACUGCACAUAUUCACCAUCCAGGGAAGUAGAAGGGCAUGGAGCCUGGUAUGGGGACAUGAUGGGGGCUGGACCAACUGCUGUGUCUCCAGUCUCCCUUAUAUUAUUCUAAUUGCAUUGGGGAGAUGAACACCCAAAUAGGGCUCUGCUGCGUGUGGGAACAGAGAGUAGGAGUGACAUAAGAAAAUAUGCUAAAGUUGUCUUGUGAGAGACUGAUGGUUGGUUGGUUCAUACACUAUAUCAUGCAAUUCCCAAUUUAAAAUGAAAGUUAUUUUGCCAUUCCAUGUAAUCAUGAUUUUUUUGCCAUUCAUGUAAUCAUAACACUGAAAAGAAGAGCAAUUGUUCUGGCAUUAUUUAUGUUUAUCUUUCCAGCUGAUUUUUUUUAAUAGUAUAUAAUUCCCUGUUUAAUAUGUUCUGUUAAAGAAUAGAGUAAAGUCUAUGUGAAAUUAGAGUUUGCAUUUAGAAGUAACAGUAUUUAUCUAGUCAGUAGAUACUCAGUUUAAAUAGAAAGGCAUGUGGGUAAGUUAGUGGUUUUAACAGUACGAGUGGACAUCUAGGAAAAUAGUUGAAUCAGCCCAUCAAUUACUGGGAAUUCACUGUUAUCUGCAUUGAAAUAUGGUUUCAGGCAUGCAACCUUUGUGUUCCUUUUGAAUGCAGUCCAUUGCAACUGUAAUAAAAAGUCUUAUGUGAGCAUUUUGAAUAAUGAUGCAUUCAACAUUGGAAUCUUUCAGUGUUCCCAUUUUAUGGGUGGAUUAAUUGGAAUUGUAUUUACAUGCCACCUAGUCAAUAAUGUCCUCUGGGCGUCCCUUUUGCUUGUUCUUCCUACUGAGUAAAGGACAAGUAAACACUAGGAAGCCUGUCAUUUACAGUUCAAAAAUCUUGCAAGGCUUUUUUGAUAAUUACUUAAGGAGGCACACUGCGGCAAAAUAUGAGAACCACUGUCGUUCAGGACUGUUAAAGGUUAGGAAUGAAUAUCCUUAACUGUGAUAAUAUACAUUAAAUUAGAGUGUCUACUAGUGUGGACAGACCUGAUGUGGCUUAGUUUUCAAGCUUCUGUAACUGGUAACCACAAGUGUUCCAUUCUAAAAUGCACAGUGAAAUCAAAUGGAACACUUAAAAAUCUGUCUGUGUACUUUAAUGUGAAUACUUUUUGUUCUGUGUCUGUAAAAGGUUUCAUUUGAUUCAACAAAACACCUGAGUGAUGCUUCAAUUAAGAAACGUCAGCUUGAAAGGCAGAAGCUCCAAGAGCUUGAAAAACAGAGAGAAGAACAAAAACGUAAAGAAAAAGAAGCAGAGGAAAGACAAAAAGAGGAGGAAAGGUACGCUUCCUUCCUAAGAAAUAACAAACUCUGUUAACGUUUUUGUACUUGUAAAAUGUAACAUAGUUAUUUCUGUUUUUAUAUUUUGGGCAAUUUAUUACUCAGAGAUGUUUUGAAUAUUGUAAACCAUUUGUAUUUUGCUUUAUGUAAAUGUUUACAUUAAGAAGCCAUGCACUGGGGUGUUUGAUAUAACCUUUUGGAAAAUGCUACUAUUCAUCUAGAAAGCACAACAAUAGACUGUUCACUGUUGCUUCUGAGAGUAAAAUCAAUCUAAGAAAAUAACAGUUUCUGAACAAGGCCUUUUCCACUUUCAGCUAAUUAAGCUUAACACACUUGAUCCUGUUAAUAUGUGUCUUUAGUUAAGCUCCUGUAGGUCUACUGUGGAGUAGCCAACGUGGUGAUCUCAAGAUGAUGUUGGGCUAUAUCUCCCUUUGGCUCCAACCAGCAUGGCUAGUAGUUUGGGAUGACAAGGGUUUAUAGCUCCACAAAAUCUGGAGUGACCAUGUUGGCUACCCCUGCUCUAGUACAAUCUGUUUAAACCUUCUGAUAGGACACCAAGCUGCAGUCUUUGAUGAAAUUACUUCAGAGCAGUUCCAUUGACACUGCACUGUUGUGAAUGGAUACUCUGUACAUUUCUCUUGAGCAUCUUAUUUAUCAAAGUGUUACUGAGCAUGUUACGAAUAAGGCUGGUAUACUUUGUUGGGUUGUGGUUGGAGAUAAUUAAUAUGCCACCAAAUAUGUUUAAUUCCAUGAUUCUAGACCAUGGGGUGAUACCAUUUAGUCAUACUCAGAGGACACCCAUUGAAAUAAAGUCCACUGAUUUCAGUGGUUCUGUUUUGAAUAUGGAUAGCAUCAAAUGGCUUUCAGUAGCUCUUUGAUACUCUUGGCAGUGUUCUAUUGCAAUAAAAAUAAUAAUAAACUUUUAUUGUCACUACACCACCUGUGUGCAGUGAAAUUAAACACACACACACCCCAUAUACGCAGACUUGUUCGCACUCUGUGUGCUUGUCGGAAGUCAAUUGCACCACUAUUUUUUUCCAUUCAGCAGCCCAUGGAUAAAAACUGUUCUUUAACCUGUUGGUGCGGCUGACUAUACUUCUGUAUCUCCUGCCCGAAGGUAGGAGAUUAAAGAGGUGGUGGCCAUCGUGUGAGUCAUCCCUAAGAAUUUUCCUCACUCUCCUGAGGCAGCGGUCUCCUGCAAUGUCAUCUAGCAAACUCAGGGGGCAGCCCAUGAUGUCAUGUGCUGUAUUCACCACCCUCUGUAGGGACUUCCUGUCUGUGGCUGUAAAACCAGUGUACCACACUGUAAUACAGUAUGAAAGGACACUUUCUAUUGUGGCCCGGUAGAAGGAGAUCAUCAUCAGUUUUUGUUUGACAUUUUUCUUUCGCAAGACCCUGAGGAAAUGGAGUCUCUGUUGGGCCUUCCUAACCACCCGGGUUGUAUUGAUUUUCCAAGUGAGGUCUUCACUAAGGUAGACUCCCAGGAAUUUAAAGGAAGAGACUAUCUCCACACAGCCCCCCUGAAAUACAAUGGGGCUAGUUCCCCUCUCUUCCUCCAAAAGUCCAACACCAUCUCCUUUGUCUUACUGUUAUUUAGGUGCAAGUUGUUCUCUAGGCACCAUGUCGAGACUUUUUGAACCUCCCUAUACGCUGAUUCAUCUCCACCUGUAAUUAGACCCAUUAUGGUGGUAUCAUCUGCAAACUUAAUAAUUACAGUAGAUGGAUCGGAUGAGAUACAGUCAUAUAUACAACGACUACAGGUAGGGACUCAGCACGCAUCCCUGUGGGGUGCCAGUGCUGAGCUUCAGAGAGGUAGAUGUAACAGGCCCAAUCCUCUAUUUGUGUGCGAUCCCUCAGAAAGUCUUUAGUCCAAUCACAGAUGGUAGAAGAAAGGUCCAGGUCCCUCAGUUUUUUAAUAAGAAUGUCCGGAAGGAUGGUAUUAAAAGCCGAGCUAUAUUCAAGAAACCGCAUUCUGACAUAAUUCUCCGGUCUCUCCAGAUGACUCGCUGCAAGGUGAAAAGCUGUGGCUAUGGUAUCAUCUGUUGACCUAUUUCUCCUAUAAGCGAACUGGUGUUCAUCAAAAUCCGGUGGAAAACAUGUCCUAAGAUGUCGAAGAACCAAUCUCUCAAAGCAUUUCAUCACUACAGAUGUUAAUAGCACAGCUCUUGCAGACUGAUGGCUUUAGCUGCAGAAAUUACACCCAAACUUAUUGAUGCAGAGCUAGCUUUAAGCCAGAUAGAAGGCAUGGCAUCUAUCCACAGCAUAUCAGAAUGUGAGCAGUUCUUCUCACACCUUGCAUUACCACCUUCCUGAUGAAAACAGGUGUUUUAAUGGCCAAUUCUGUUAAUGUGUAUUAGACUUAACAAAUUCAUGGUGAUUCAUGGUGUUCUUGAUACCACGUUCUUAUCCAUCAAAUGAUCAAAAUAGUAUCAGUUCUGUUUUACCUUCUUGUUGUGGCUUGGGAAAAUAUUUAGAAAUGUUGCUUUGUGCUCAAUAUGGCUUUGUUUCUUACUUCUGUUUUGUAAGACUUCAAUCCUUAACUUGGAGCAGUCCUUUGAAAUUGGUGAGGUUUAACCUCCAAAUGAAUUUGAAGCUGUUAGUAGUAGUUUCGUUUGUUUGUUUGAAGAAUUCUUUAAAACCCUUUAAGAUUGUACCUAUUGCGACUAACUGCAAUCUUUAUCCUUAGGAAACAGAAAGAACUUGAGGAAUUGGAGAGAGAGAGAAAGAGAGAAGAGAAAUUGCGCAAAAGAGAGCAGAAACAAAAGGAUCGUGAAAUUCGUAGAAACAAAAAGCGGCUUGAAAAAAUACAAGCUGAAGAGCAAAAAAAACUACAAGAGAAAAUAAAGCUUGAAGAGAGGAAGCUUCUCUUAGCUCAGAGAAACCUUCAGUCUAUUCGAUUAAUUGCUGAACUGCUGAGCAGAGCGAAGGUAACUGGUUGUUUGUUUUUAAGGUCUGGACAUGUGUGCAUGGGAAAGCAGUAUAAAAAAACCCCAGCAGCUUAUAAGUGAGGAUUUGAUAAAUUACACACACACACACACACACACACACACACACACACACACGGAUUUCUUCUCUCUAUUUUAUAAUGAUGCCUCUUCAGUUACUCCAUUUUAAAUAAUGCUCAUAGCACUUUGCUGUUAUCUUGUGUUUUGGCUAGGCCCAACCCUGUCUUCACUCCUCUUUCCUGUUUGAGGGACAAAUAGGCUACUGUGUUUUCCAACAUCAUAAAGCUGAACCAAUGUGUGAUGCAAUCUGUGCAAAAGGGACUAAAACCUGUAUCCAGGAAGCAUGCAAAGGACCUGGGAGUUGUGUCUCCCUUUAUCCAGUGCCAUUACCUUAGUUUCUCCAGUAAGCGAUCAUUGACCAGCCUUGGGAUAGUCAUGAAGCUUGCUGCAUCAAAGGCUUUUCUGAGUUCACAAGAAUGCAGUUGUUGCAUUUGAGGAGUGAAGGUUGUUAUGUGUUUGUAUCAAGGACCUUUUCAUGUAUAGCUUGUGCUCAUUUGCCUGGUUUAGGACACUGAUUUUGCUUCUGUGGCACAAAUAACAAUUUGUCAGUUUCAUGAGAUAACUCUGCUUAUAAAUUUAUUUAGGACCUGAAUAGUAAUUUACAGAGACUUGAAAUCCUAGGAAAAUCUAGCAAUUCAUUCAAGGAGAAUAAAAAAAACUAAAAUAAAGUUCCGACUUUCCUUAAUCUCAAGCCUUUCUUAAAUCUUAAAGUCUUCAUGUCACCAAGUUGUCAACAGUGCAAAUUUAUUUGUUGCAAAAGUUGAUCAGUAUAAAGUAGAGUUUAUCUUUUGGUCCUUUUGAGCUUCUUCGUUGGGUUGUUCAGACUUGUUUCCUAGGAACUGAUCUGCUUUUAACCUAUUUCAGAAAGGCUGCUGGAUUGCAUUAGCAAUUUAAGAAUGAGAAGCAGUAAAUCUGCUACGGUUCUGUCCUUUAGUGUGUUGGUGAGUGUUGAGAUGGGCAAUUAUUUUUGGCCCUGAGAGUUGCAUUUGGUGGGUGGAGUGCACACACACUCACAUGCAAGCUCACAAACCUUUCUUUCAGCGAACCCAAUGGGUACACACACCCAUUGUCCAUGAAUUCUCAGCUCCUCCCAGUGCCAGUCAGCUGAGCAGCAAGAAAGACGAGGGACAUGAUAGGCAGAGGUCCUAUCACAUGCCUCCCCCUUCUCCAGUUCAUUGGCUUGGGCAACGUGCUCCCCCAGCCCAUCAGACAGCUGUUUGGCAGGCUGAGGAAAGCACUAUUGCAAUAGGCGGUAAAGGGAAUGGUGGAGGAAGCCCUUUCUACCUAUGUAAAUUGUGUUCCCUGCAUAUAUCUGUUUGUUGGGCUGAUGGGGCGUAUUGAGUUGGGCUGUAGGGAAGGUCUCUGUGGGAUGCAGCCUGCCUACUUGUGGUCUGUGUAGUUCCCUUUUUGGGGAAUAGUUUCCCUUCUAACAGUUCUCUGAAGUUGUGCAACGUUGACCCUGCCAUGGAAUGAGUGUAUUUGAUAUAGAACUAAGGGAAAUCUCUUCUCUCUAUCUUUUUAGGCAAUAAAGCUUAUGGAACAGGAGCACAACGAGGAAAAAAUCCGCCUUCAGCACUUGGAAGAAAGGAGGAGGCUGCAAGAAGCUGAACUCCGACGGGUAGAGGAAGAAAAAGAGAGAGCUCUUGGACUACAGAGAAAAGAAAGAGAGUUGAGGGAGAAACUGUUGAGCAACCUCAUGAAUAAGAAGGUAGAAGAAACCCAUCUGAAGAAGAGUGAAGCUAAUGCACUGCAGCCUAUGCCUUUGAAAGCGCUGGUGGGUGUUCCCCGUUCUGUUGCAUCUACUUCCAUGCAGUCCCCUUUAGCCAAACCGAUGCAGCUCUGUCCUAGCAGCAUAAAGGCUAAUGAAAGUGUGAGCAGUCAGCCAAAGUACUUAAAUGGAAGCCUGCAUGAGGAUGUUCUCAUCAAAGACACUAAGAUUAAUGUCAGUAACAGGGACACCGUUUCCGAUGAAAGUAGUUCAGGUGUCCUUUCAUGCAUUCCUACAAAUCAGCAACACAAGACCACCCCAGACCGUGAGCAGAACACCUGCAAGAAAGACUUGCUGUCUGAGCAAGGCAAAUGCAAUAGGGAGCCGAGCAAGGGGAAGACUCGCUCGUGCAGAGACAUGGGCAACCAUCAUAGCAAGGAUAAGACUGAAAAAAGCAGGCACAGAAGAGACUUGAGUAGCGAUGAUGAAAAAUGUAGGAAAGAAAGGCGCCUCCAUAAGAAAUACUCUGCGAAAGGGAGCAGUCCUGGCCUGAGGAGCUUAAGUCGGGAAUACGCACGGCACAGGCGAUCCUUAAGCAGAGACAGGAAGGAAGAUAAAAGAGGACGCAGUCAUGGCCACAAGAGCACAAGCAAGAAACAAAAGCACCGGAAGAGAUCUUUGAGCAACCAAAGAAGCACUUGGAGUAGGUAAUGAAGGACUUGGCCUUUUGUAAGGGCUAUCUCAGAAAGGACUGUAGUGGAGCUCUCGUUAUUCGGUCCAGGGAGGAAAAGAAAACUAAUUGGGACUUCUUUUUUUACUUGAAUUUAGUUUAUGGAGUCCAGUACAUAUAGGUGCGCUUUUCAGAAAUAUUUUGGGGGCUUCUUUUAUCUGUCAGCAAUGUGUUGGCUUUCUACAGUGCUAUAAAUUCUGAUCAUUCUUGCUCACGCUUUUUCUGUGAUAACCAGCCUAAUUAGGCAUUCAGCAUGUCACUUCAUUUUCAAAAUUAUUGGGUCCUUUUUCAUUUCUAAUGAUUGCAGCCACAGCAAUCUUUUGUUUAGAGACUGGCAUGUGUAUGUUUCUGAAAGGAAAUGUAAACUUGACACGUUGACCUACUUGAUUCACAGGAAAUAAGUAAUUCCAGCCAGGAUUUUUUGCUGUCUUAAUUGGUGCUAGAUGCAACCAUAUUUUUUAUACACUGCUGUGAUGCCUUCUUUGCUAUUAUGACAAUUGCAAACUUGAUAGAUUGUUACAGGGCCCGAAUAGACAUUGUGUUUGCUACUUUACAGAUUUUGUUCCAUUUUGAAGGAAAUAUGCCAGGGUUUUGGAGCCUUUGGAAAGCAGAUACACAGGCUGCUGUAGUUUUAGUAUUCACAUUUGACCUUUUCUUUGUUCAAACCAUUGGUUGAAAUAUUCUUCUACAUGCAAUUUCACAGGUGUCUAUUUUGAAAGAGGGGCCUUCCUGCUAAAUUAUUUUUAUGUGCUACGUUCAGGUUCAGAGUUGUACUUUCUCUUAAGUAACUUUUAAAAUAAUAUCUUUGCUUCUGAAAAUGAAGCUCGGGAAUUUCCCCAAAAUAUUAACGUUGCAGUGCAAAACCAGCUUUUUUACCAUUUAAUGGUAAAACCACAGAAGCCAUUGCCAGUGAACCCAAAUUACUGUUUCGUAUUUCGGUACAUUAAAAGAUGUAUACACCGUUAAA
Podarcis lilfordi (Lilford's wall lizard) is the source of this 11707-nucleotide messenger RNA. Lineage: Eukaryota; Metazoa; Chordata; Lepidosauria; Squamata; Lacertidae. The record is from the annotation of a GenBank genome assembly.